This is a messenger RNA of Notechis scutatus (mainland tiger snake), 4917 nucleotides long. RefSeq names its product enhancer of polycomb 2 (gene EPC2). Gene Ontology annotation, cellular component: NuA4 histone acetyltransferase complex. Gene Ontology annotation, biological process: regulation of transcription by RNA polymerase II. Lineage: Eukaryota; Metazoa; Chordata; Lepidosauria; Squamata; Elapidae. The record is from RefSeq and is a predicted model, not a curated record.
GUUUGCCAUGGCGCAGGGAGCGGAUCGAGCGACCCCGGCGCGGAUCUAGGGCUGCGGGCGGCUCUUCGAGGGAGCUGUUCCGGGGCGGCGGGGCUCUCCAUGGUGUGUCGGGCCGGGGUCGGGAGCGGCUGGGAGGCGGCGGUGAGGCCGUAGUGAGGGUCCUCCUCGCCCCCCCAGCUCCCCCAGCCCGGCCCCGGGGUGUUAUUGUGAGGGGGAGACAAUGAGCAAACUCUCCUUCCGAGCCCGGGCGCUAGACGCCGCCAAACCGCUGCCUAUCUACCGCGGCAAGGACAUGCCCGACCUCAAUGACUGCGUCUCCAUCAACCGUGCCGUGCCGCAGAUGCCCACGGGCAUGGAAAAGGAGGAGGAAUCGGAACACCAUUUGCAAAGAGCAAUCUCAGCACAGCAAGUCUUCAGAGAAAAGAAAGAGAAUAUGGUUAUUCCAGUUCCUGAAGCAGAAAGUAAUGUCAACUAUUACAGUCGUCUGUACAAAGGAGAAUUUAAACAGCCAAAGCAGUUCAUUCAUAUUCAACCCUUUAAUUUGGACAAUGAACAACCUGAUUAUGAUAUGGACUCAGAAGAUGAAACAUUAUUAAAUAGGCUUAAUCGGAAGAUGGAAAUCAAACCACUGCAAUUUGAAAUUAUGAUAGACAGGCUUGAAAAAGCUAGUUCUAAUCAGCUUGUAACACUUCAGGAAGCUAAGCUGCUGCUAAAUGAGGAUGAUUAUCUUAUUAAGGCUGUCUAUGACUACUGGGUAAGGAAACGUAAGAACUGCCGAGGGCCAUCUCUCAUCCCCCAAAUCAAACAAGAGAAAAGAGAUGGUUCUACCAACAAUGAUCCCUAUGUGGCUUUUCGGAGGAGAACUGAGAAAAUGCAGACCAGAAAGAAUCGGAAAAAUGAUGAAGCCUCUUAUGAGAAGAUGCUGAAACUAAGACGAGAGUUCAGUAGAGCCAUAACAAUUUUAGAGAUGAUUAAGAGACGAGAGAAAACAAAACGAGAGUUACUACAUUUGACAUUAGAAGUUGUGGAGAAAAGAUAUCAUUUGGGUGAUUAUGGAGGAGAAAUACUUAAUGAAGUUAAGCUGAAUUCAACUGAGAAAGAGAUGAACACCACCCCUGCAGCACUUCAUAAUGGAAAUCACCACAAAGUUCAAGACUGUAAAGUUAAGCAUGCUCACCAUUCAUCUCUAAAAGAGGAAGUGUCUGAUGUUGUCCGUCAAAAGAAGAAGUAUCCAAAGAAGCCUAAACUUGAGAGUGUAAUAAGUCCUCAGCAGUCUACUACUGAGCCCUUGCCUGUGAUCAGUAAAAGUGAUAUCAAACAAUAUGACUUCCACAGUUCAGAUGAAGAUGAAUUCCCCCAGGUAUCCUCACCAAUAUCUGAGCCAGAAGAAGAAAAUGAUCCUGAUGGAGCCUGUGCAUUCAGAAGAAGAGCAGGAUGCCAAUAUUAUGCUGCUCAUUUGGACCAAACUAAUUAUUCUCAUGAAAAUUCAGAACUGGCAGAAUUGGAUAAGCUAAGAUACAGACAUUGUCUCACAACACUUACAGUUCCAAGAAGAUGUAUAGGAUUUGCAAGAAGACGAGUUGGGAGAGGUGGAAGGGUAUUAAUGGACCGGAUAGCCACAGAAAAUGAUCCUGUCCUGAAGCAGAUUGAUCCAGAUAUGCUAAAUAGUUGUUCAAGCUCUUCCCAAAAUAUAGACAUUUCUUCUAAUUUUUCACGGACCAAUGCUUCCAAUAAACAUUGUGGAAAUAAACUUUCCCUUUCUGAAAUACUAAGCAAUAUCAGGUCAUGUCGACUGCAGUGUUUCCAACCAAGGCUACAAAACGUACAGGACAGUGAUAGUGAAGAAUGUACCUCAAGGAAACCAGGGCAGGCUGUGAAUAAUAAAAGAGUUUCUGCACCUUCUGUAGCUUUAUUGAACACCAGCAAGAAUGGGAUUUCAGUAACUGGGGGUAUUACAGAAGAACAAUUUCAGACACAUCAACAGCAGUUAGUUCAAAUGCAAAGGCAGCAACUUGCUCAGCUCCAGCAGAAACAGCAGUCUCAGCAUCAGUCCCAACAGACAUAUCCAAAAGCACAGGGCUCAAGCACUUCUGAUUGCAUGUCAAAAACGCUUGAUUCGGCCAGUGCCCAUUUUGCUGCAUCUGCAGUGGUGAGCGCACCCGCUCCCAAUCGGGGUGAGGUGACAAAGGAACAGAGUGCCAGCCACAAUAUCAACGGUGUUGUUCAGCCAACAGCAACAUCAAAAACUCUGUAUUCCACCAAUAUGGCUCUGUCAUCUAGCCCAGGGAUCUCAGCUGUACAACUUGUAAGGACAGUUGGUCACACCACCACAAACCAUUUAAUCCCAGCAUUGUGCACAAACAGCUCUCAAACACUUCCGAUGAACAAUUCUUGUCUCACCAAUGCAGUGCACCUCAACAAUGUCAGUGUUGUUUCUCCAGUCAAUGUACAUAUCAAUGCAAGGACUUCAGCACCAUCGCCAACCGCCUUAAAACUUGCCACAGUUGCUGCCAGUAUGGAUAGAGUGCCAAAGGUGACUCCAAGCAGUGCCAUCAGCAGCAUAGCAAGAGAGAACCACGAACCCGAAAGAUUGGGUUUGAAUGGAAUAGCAGAGACUACAGUAGCAAUGGAGGUGACAUAACCUAACACAGUAGCUCAAUGUGUGCUGAUGGUGUCAUUUAUAUUCCAGCUGAAUGCAAAACAAAACUCUGUGGAUCACAGGGGAUUAAAAUGGACCUAAACGGACUAUCAUAUCGUAUAUUAAGUCGAUAUAUAAUGUACAUUUUGUAAAAUUGGGAAAAUCACUACCUUGUAAAAUAGUUUAUUUGUAUCAUCAAUAUUAUUUCUGUUACUUGAAUAGUAGAUAUUCAUCAUCAUGCUUUUGCACUUGAAUUUGCAACUGAAUGGAUUUAAAAAUAAUUCUUUAAAUGGGAUCAUGAGCAUGAAAUGGGAUCCUGCAUCACUUGUUUUAACUAUUUAUUUUGCCAUGUUUACAUUUUGUAUCUUGUAAAAAAUAAAUCCAACUUUGUGUCUAAAAAAAGUUAAAGAUUCAUAGCUAGGAAAAAUUCUUGUAAUUUUUUUCUAAAGGAAAUGUAAAGUUUUCACUUGGUUCAUUUUGUUUCACAAUUUUAGAUGGACUUUUUGGUAAAUACUUUAGUGGCAUUUCACUGUCAAAUAUGAAGUUCAAGGCAAAAUAGUAUUUUCUAUUACUGUGCAGGGGAAAGGGAUGGAUCGAUACAUGCAAAUUUAAUGUAGUAACCCACUUUUCCAUAUAUUUUGAAUGUAUAUUUCUAUUUAUAAUACCAAUUUAUAAAAAAUAAUUACACAGAAAACCUGACUAGUACAAAUUAUGCAUCUAGCACAUAUUAAACUGUGCAGAUAUGAAGAAAAUUUUCAACUGAUUAUAUUUUAUCUGAAGUCUGCAUAAUUUAACCGGCUUUUAACUGUAACACACCACAUAAAUGAUAUUUUACCAGGUAUGUAUUGCAUUAUAUAUCAUUGCAAUAAUUAUUGGAUGUCUAGAUAUCGAGCCAUCCCAGGUAAUGGGGGAGGGGGGAGGGUCAUGGCAGAUUGUCUUUCAAUUUUGGAAAGUUUUCCUGUGGCUACAAGGCAAGUAACGGGUUGGAAAAAGUCUGACUGUAAGCGUUGGACACCUUCGUAGUGUAGUGUUUUAGUGACUUUUUUUAUACGGUUCUUGUAAAUUAGAUACGUGUAGUGGUGUUUCAGAAUGUUUGUUUAUGCACUAGUUCAGACAACUUUCCCUGUUACUUGUUCUUGAUAAGUGAAAACUGCAGGGAAAUAAAAAUACAUAUCAAAACAUGGGCAUCUUGCAUACGUAUUUAUUUCACAACAUGGAGAACAAUUUGUAAUUUUUGCAAGCCAGUAGUUAUCAAACAGACACCAGCAAUUUGGCACGAAUAAGUUCAGCACCACCUCAAUAGAAUGAUGAUUCUAGAAGUGCAGGCAUGUAACCUGCUGGAUCAGGAAGUGUGUGUGCAAAAACUUGGUGGAUGGAAUUGGGUACUUAUAUCCAGCACUUGGGUUGUGUGUACAUAAUCCCCACAUUGAGACCGGUACUCUGUAAACAUGGAACAAAGUGACACUGCUUUCUAUGUGAUGAGCGCUAGGCAUGUACAGAACUCUAUGGGCAGCACAUAGCGCAUGUAGUUUCUGAACUGGGACUUGAAACUGUUUAAAGAGUUUUCCUUCAUUUGUACUUGGUGUAUGUGCAUAUUGCACAUAUAAUCACUACCUCAUAGCUGUAAUUUAUGCUGUACACGCUUUUGCAUAAUUAUCUGAAUGGAAAUUUACUAUUUGAUUAUGUAAGUGGCAAAUCAUAACAAUACUUCACUAAUUUUUAUCUUCCUCCAGGUAUAUUUUUGAAGUGAGUCUGAACAUAUUUAAAGUAAAGAGAAACAAAUUUGGCUUCUUUAGGUUCAAUUUAAUUUUAUUACUGAUUUUUAUGUUGUGCUUCUUUUAAAAGGAUAAAUCGUGUGUAUACCAUGUUAUUAAUACUUCCAUUUGGUCGUUAUUAUAUAAAAAUCUCUGCCUCUUUUAAAGUGAAAUGGAUUGACCCUUUUUGCUUCUUGGCUAUCAUAGUUUUCCAAAGAUUAAAAAAGUAGUCAGAAAAUAUUAGCUAGUGCAUGUUUUUGCUCCAUGAAGUCAAAGAGUUAAUGAUUGCAUUUGCAUACCAGUCUAGUAUGCUUUAACACUACAACUUUGCUCAGGAAAUACAUUCUAGGUAAUUAUGGCUGAUCUUUAUUUCUCAGCCACCUUCCUAGAAAUUAGCCUUUAAAAAGGCUGAGGACAGUAUAUGUGAAGUGAAGCGACACAGCAUGCAUUGGAUGGAAAAAGUCAAAGACACUUGGAUAUUCUUUAGUUACAGGUUUACCCAUGAUCUGAUUUGAAUCAAUAAAA